Cydia pomonella (codling moth) is the source of this 3214-nucleotide messenger RNA. RefSeq names its product cyclic GMP-AMP synthase-like receptor. Bases 141 to 1706 code for a protein of 521 amino acids. The record is from RefSeq and is a predicted model, not a curated record. NCBI's taxonomy places the organism in Eukaryota, Metazoa, Arthropoda, Insecta, Lepidoptera, Tortricidae. The transcript is spliced from 7 exons.
GUCGCUGGUAUCAACUGACGCGUCGGUAUAAAAGCAGUCUGUCGUCGAAAGAGCAAACAAUUUUCGCGAAGAUAUUAUCGCAAGUGCACACUUUGGCAUCAGAAUUCCGGUGUUACAUUUGUGUUUUGUAAUCCGUAAUCAUGAGUCAAAAUCGAAAUCGCACCAACGGCAAUAGUAGUGAUGAUGAUGAGUCACUAAGCAGCUGGGAAGUAGCAGGCUUGGUUGGCCUAGCCGGCUUAGCCAUAGGUGCCGGAGCAUACUACCUGACUUCAUCCUCGUCCACGCAGGCAGAGGAACAAAAGAAAAAAGAAGAAAGAGAGAGGGCAGAGGCAAGGCAGAGGGAACUGGCCAGGCAAGAAGCGGAAAACCAAGGAGGAUAUUCUGCGUGGAAUUUAUUUACCAACGUGGUCUGUGCUGUAGGCAGCGCUGUAAUGGGAUCCCAGUUGUCUGCAGCUUUACCCGCAGAGCCUGUGCUGGUUGUUCCGGAGAAGCCGGUGAUCACAAACAUGAAUGGGCUGCUGCAUGACAUAUAUGUGCGGUACAUAGCGCUAAAGGAUAAAGAGUUUGAGGUGCAUUAUAAUGUGUUUAUGAACAUAUUUCACCGGUUGCAUGAGCAGAUGAAGGUAGCAGAUAAAUACUACAACCGCUAUUCAAGCACAGUACAAUUUGCGGGCAGCCACUACGACCGGCUACGCAUCAACAAGCCCGAUGAAUUCGACAUGGACAUCAUAAUCGGUCUACCCGUCAACCUCAAGGAGGCCCCUAACCCGGCCAACAGCGACAUAGUCCUCGAGCCCAAGGCCCCCGGCUUCAUACAGCUGAAGGCCGGGACACAGUUCCAAAACCUGCCGAAGAGAGACGGCGCGGACUGGGUUAUCAAUAGAACUGCGCAUGACUGGUUGGAUGAGAGAAACUAUUUGCUCCGCUCGAAGUUUACUGACUGGUUCAAAAGCGUUGUCAACAAGGCAAUGAACAGUUUCCCCGUACACCCCAGUUUCCCCGGUCGCCGCGUAAUGAACGUGGAUGGUAUUGCGUACACCUUGCGGCUGUCGUCCAGCGGGCCCGCCAUCACGCUCAUCAUCGAGAACUCGAGGGGGUUCCGGUUGGACGUGGACCUGGUCCCGGCCCUGAAGUUCCCCGAGGAACGCUGGCCUAUCUGCAGACCGUAUAGAAAGGUGCCAGACAAAUGCCACCACGAAAUAUUCAUGGUGGUGCCGAAGCCUAUGAAGGGCGGGCUGAACCGAUACGACACGGACCGCUCGUGGCGGAUCGCCAUGCACCUGCAGGAGCGCGACAUCAUGCAUGCCUCAGAGAACAUGCGCCAGGCCAUACGACUGAUCAAAAAACUCCGCGACUCCCAAGGGUUAAACAAAAUAGCAAGUUACUACAUCAAAACAAUCUUCUACCACGAGGCUAUGGCCCGGCAAAGCGACCCCCAUUUCUGGCGAAGAAGCCCCGCCGACCUGUUCAACAUUAUGGUAAAAAAGUUCAUCGAGCAUCUAGAGUCCGGGGAGAUAGCUUAUUUUUGGAAUAAAGAAAAUAACCUCAUCGGCCAUAUUGAGAGAUCCACUUUGACAGGCUAUGCGAAUAAGCUGAAGAAACUGGUGCCGAUUUUGGACGAUCCGUCGAAAUAUAAGUGGGCUGCGAAGUAUUUGCUGACGGAUAGUCAGUUUAAGGAGUACAACGAUAAAUUUUUGCACAUUUGAAAAGUGAUUUUUUUGGCUGGCAGUGAGAUUGGACGUAUUUGUGAAAAUCUGUAAGAUAUGUAGUCUAAAAAAACAUCGUUCCCUUGAAUUGGACAGCUGAAUAAGAUUGCGCUGUGUGGUAACUGAAUCAAUCAAUCAAUCAGUCAAUUGACUGAUUGAUUCGGUAACUCCCAAAACAAUUGUUAGUUAGUUACCGGACGCGAAUGAAGCCGUGUAGCGCCAUCUACCAUUAGCUGUCAAAUUCGAAAAAAUAUUUUUUUAUACAAAAUACGGCCAAUUUUGUUGCCAGUUAAACUUUUAUCUUGAGCAAAAAAAUAUUUUAGGAUUAAAAUUUAUGAUAAGAAAUUAUUUGCAUUUAUGAAACAUUUUUGUGUAGUUCUUUUUUUCCGACGGUCCAUGUCUCCAUACUACAUUUGUAUAUAUAUCCUUUGUUGGCGUUCAUACUCGUAUGAUCUCGUGUGGCUGACGUAGCCGAUCUUGUUGGCAAGAUAUAGGAUUUGUUUUCAUGUGAAACGUUUAAAUAUUGUAGUGAUAACUUUAAAACUUUCAGUGCCAAGCGCCCCAUUUCUGAUACAAAGUUAAUACAUCUAGCGUGCUAUGAAUAUGCAAGUACUUAAUUCCUUAUUCAAGUUAUGGGAGAUACAAUCAUUGUCGGUAAAAAAAGAAAAACGACCCUUUCGAUUUUGGUUUUCCAUUACAAAAGGGUAUGGGUAAGGGUAUGCUUCAAGUGCAAUAAGGUCCUUUUAUCUGAAAUCCCAACAGAAAUUCUGAUAGAAAGGUCUUUAUUGCGCAUGAAGCUUAAGAAAGGAGGAUCUUCUCUGAUGGAAAGCCACAUUAUAAAGCAGCUAGUUAUAUAAAUAUUAUUUACAGUACAUAUGGUGCUACUUAGCCGCACUAGCGCGAAAAUUAGCAUAUUACGUUACUGUGUCGAACAUUUAAAACGCCAUAUGUACUGUAAAACGUUGUACGAUACAUGUGCGAAUAGAUAAUUCGCAACUCGUGUCGAUUUAAAACACUCCCUUCGCUCGUGUUUUAUUUAUCGCCACUCGUUUCGAAUUUCCUAUUUUUCGCACUUGUAUCGUAAUUAUAAUUAUUUAAUAAUAUUUAUAAUAAUUGUGUGUAAUUACAUAAUACCUAUCGAAAAGUUAUUUCGAUAAGAUUAUAAUAUCUCAUUUUCAAAGAUACCUACAGCAAUGGUUACUUAAAAUAAUUGUGUAAUAUAAUUAUGAAGGACGCUAGACAUUACAGUAUUAAUUGUAAUAAAUAAAUUCACAAAAGUGGGCCCCACUCCUCGCCACUUCGUACUAAUUUUAUAAAUUAGUACGAAAUGACAAGGAGUGGGACUCACCUUUUUAAAUACAUGUAUCCAUCCAUAUCUGCCGGGUCUAUGGGGGCAAUGGGGAAGGUAAUCGUCAAUUUGAUUAUUUAUGGUAAAUAAAAUAAAAGUGUACCAUCGUCGAGACCGCCAUCUAUGUUUAGUUUUGACCGGCCUUCCCCGUAGCACGGAC